AUGAGAGCGAUUCGUCAACGUCUUCUUGAAGCACAAAGGAGAACCACCGAGCAAGUCAAAGUGAUUCGUCAACGGUUGUUAACCGCGCAAAGUAGGCAAAAGAGUUAUGCCGAUCGUCGUCGCCGACCAUUAUCGUUUGAAGUGGGAGAUCACGUGUUCCUUAAGGUGUCGCCACGUCGGGGAUUAUCUCGUUUUGGGCAAAAGGGCAAGCUUUCACUGCGUUUUAUAGGACCGUUUGACAUUAUUGAGAAGAUUGGGGAAGUCGCGUACCGAUUGGCCUUACCACAAAAGUUAUCGGGCGUUCAUAACAUGUUUCACGUAUCGAUGUUGCGAAAAUAUGAACCGGAUCCGUCACACGUUCUUGAGUGGUCCGAACUAGAGUUGGAAGCCGAUGCAUCUUAUGGGGAGGAGCCGAUACGUAUCCUAGAUUCGUGUGACCUAGUUUUGAGGGGUAAGACCAUACCGUUGGUACGAGUUCUUUGGAGUAAUCUCAGAAAAGAGGAAUCGACAUGGGAAAGGGAAGAUGAGGUUAUGGAGAAGUAUCCGCAACUAUUUUCAAAUUGA
This is a messenger RNA of Rhododendron vialii, 564 nucleotides long. RefSeq lists its product as uncharacterized. Lineage: Eukaryota; Viridiplantae; Streptophyta; Magnoliopsida; Ericales; Ericaceae. Bases 1 to 564 code for a protein of 187 amino acids. The record is from RefSeq and is a predicted model, not a curated record. The transcript has a single exon.